AUGCCAAGUUAUCAGCUAAGCGCUAUGUGCAUGAUUAUGAGAAAGAGAGAGGCCCGAGAGUUGAUAGAGGAAGUCUGUGAUGAACUAGCCAAGGAAAUUGGAGAGGACAAAGCUGAAGUCGGAGCAGUGAGAAGAGAAUCGAUGAAAUUCCUAGAGGAGGUGGAAGAAGAGAGGAAAAUGUUGCAGAUGGCUGAGGUCUGGCACGAAGAACGAGUCCAGAUGAAGCUAGUCGAUGUAAAGGUGAUGCUUGAAGAGAAGUAUUCUCAGAUGAACAUGUUAAUAGCAGAACUCGAAUCCUUCCUAAAUUCUCAAAGCUCAAACCCAAAUGCAGGGGAGAUGAAGAAGGCAGGGUUCCUUCGACAGGCAGCUGCCUCUGUGAAUGAACUUACUAGCAGAGGAGGAUCACGUGAGGAGCAUAUCAUCUCCUCCACCACCUCAAGCGUUUGA
Messenger RNA from Fraxinus pennsylvanica, 447 nucleotides. NCBI's taxonomy places the organism in Eukaryota, Viridiplantae, Streptophyta, Magnoliopsida, Lamiales, Oleaceae. The record is from the annotation of a GenBank genome assembly.